AUGGCAGCCGCUGCUCUGAGCAGUGCUUCUAUUGUCUCUGCUGCUCCUGCUGCUUUACCAUCUGCUGGUGAUCUGCUUGGGGGUGUUCUUGGUGGCAGCAACUCAGGCCAGGCGACAUACUAUACUACCAAUGGAGUCCAGGAUGGAACUUGCUCUUUCUCGGGCUACACUCUUCCAUCCAGCAUCUUCGGCACUGCUCUAUCCAAUUCGAAUUGGAACAAUGGAGCAAACUGCGGUGCCUGUGCACAAGUCAGUGUACCCGGCGGGAAGUCCAUCAAGGCUAUGAUUGUCGAUCAGUGCCCUGGCUGUGGCGAAAACCACCUGGACCUCUUCCCCGACGCCUUCUCCGAACUGGCAGCACUCUCUGUUGGCGUUCUGGACGUGCAAUGGAACAUCGUUCCUUGCGGCAUCGACAGCCCCCUCAGCCUCAAGGCAAAGGACGGCUCCUCUCAGUACUGGUUCAGCAUGCAGGUCGUCAAUUCGAACCUACCAAUCAAGGCGCUCGAGGUCAGUACUGACGGCGGAAAGACGUGGCAGGAGACCACUCGUACGUACUACAACUUCUUCGAGAAGGACGGUGGCUUUGGCAGUGAAACAGUCGAUGUCCGUGUCACCAGUCUCACUGGUGACAAGUUGGUCGUCCAGAAUGUCAACUCUGGUUCAAACGCUGCGACGACAGCUACUUCGAACUUCUAG
Molecule: messenger RNA, 696 nt
Organism: Paecilomyces variotii
Lineage: Eukaryota; Fungi; Ascomycota; Eurotiomycetes; Eurotiales; Thermoascaceae
Product: rare lipo protein A
Exons: 2
Coding region: 1-696 (231 amino acids)
Source: RefSeq, a predicted model, not a curated record